Messenger RNA from Cooperia oncophora, 1026 nucleotides. The record is from the annotation of a GenBank genome assembly. Lineage: Eukaryota; Metazoa; Nematoda; Chromadorea; Rhabditida; Trichostrongylidae.
AUGGGAAUUGGGUUCCUGUUGAGCAACAAUCCCGCAAUCUGUAAAGACUAUGUAGGUAUGCUUGUUGAACACUUCAAUAGUCACGUACGAUAUGGAGCUGCAAUGGCCCUGGGUAUUGCCUGUGCUGGGACGGGAUACAAGGAAGCAAUAUCCUUGCUAGAGCCCCUGCUUUCUGCAAAGGAAAACUACGUUCGACAAGGAGCUGUUAUUGCACUUUCAUUUAUCUACGUGCAACAGACCGACGUCGGUUGCCCAAAGGUUGGUGAGUUCCGCAAACAGUUGACUAAAAUGACAACGGAGAAGGGUGAAGAUUCUAUGGCUAAAUUUGGAGCGAUCAUAGCGCAGGGCAUUCUCGAUGUCGGCGGACGCAAUAUGACGAUUGCACUCCAUAAUCGUUCGGGUACCAUUGACAUGGGUGGUGUGGUUGGUAUGAUGGCGUUCCAGCAGUUCUGGUAUUGGCAUUCAAUGGUUCCCUUCAUUUCUCUGGCUUGUAAACCAACGUGCCUAAUUGCACUUACAAAAGAUCUACAGAUGCCUAAGAUCGAGUUUAAAUGUAAUGCUAGAGCUUCGCUGUUUGCGUAUCCUCCACCACUAGAAUCCAAAAAGAAAGAAGAGCAUGAGAAGGUCGAAACGGCAGUUCUUUCCAUCACCCAUAAGAAAAAGCCAGCGAAGAAAGGUGAAGAGAAGAUGGAAGUGGACGAGGAGCCGAAACCAGCGAAGGAGGAAGAAAAAAAAGUUGUGCCCGAUAACGAACCGCCUACGCACACUAUUGAAAAUCCUGCACGGGUGGUGCGACUUCAGUUGAAAACUCUGUCUAUGAUGGAGAACUCAAGGUAUAAACCUGUGAAGUCGGUCACGUAUGGUGGUAUCAUCAUGUUACUCGAUAGGACCCCGGAUCAGAAGGCAGAGUUGGUUGUCCAGGCUGUGGCGGGCGGUACAACUUUGGAUCCCUGCUGCUCCCGAGAAACAACCACACUCGACUUUCGAGAUAGAUCUCAAGGACUAUUGAAGCAAGAUGGUCGUUGU